Molecule: messenger RNA, 2079 nt
Organism: Daucus carota subsp. sativus
Lineage: Eukaryota; Viridiplantae; Streptophyta; Magnoliopsida; Apiales; Apiaceae
Product: protein NRT1/ PTR FAMILY 5.7
Exons: 4
Coding region: 136-1911 (591 amino acids)
Biological process (GO): dipeptide transport; transmembrane transport
Cellular component (GO): membrane
Molecular function (GO): dipeptide transmembrane transporter activity; tripeptide transmembrane transporter activity
Source: RefSeq, a predicted model, not a curated record
UGAAUUCAGACUUCAUAGUCAUCGGUUACUGAGAGCCCUCUAUAUAAGCACACACAGGGCUAGAGCUGAAAGCAUCCUACAAAUUGCACUACAAAAUUUCAGACCUUAACUAAAACUUAGUAGUGUUGACAGAAUAUGAAGCAGAUACAGAAGAAAGAGGCUUUUGAUCUCGAUGAAGAUAUCUAUGUCCAUGACUCUUCUGUCGAUCAUAAAGGAAAGCUUCCUCUGCGAGCUUCUACUGGUGCAUGGAAGGCCUCGUUCUUCAUUAUCUCAAUCGAGUUCAGUGAACGGUUGAGCUACUUUGGUAUAGCAACAAGUUUAAUUAUAUACCUUACUAAGGUGAUUCACCAAGACCUCAAGACAGCUGCAAAGAGUGUCAACUGUUGGUCUGGUGUGACAACUAUAAUGCCGCUACUUGGAGGCUUCGUUGCUGAUGGUUAUCUUGGUCGAUUUCCUGCAGUUUUAGUCUCAUCUGUCAUUUACUUCUUGGGGUUGCUGUUAUUGACAAUGUCAAGAAUAAUCCCAAGUUGGAGGCCUUGUAGCUCUGACAUUUGCCACAAACCGAGAAAGGUUCAUGAAGUGGUCUUCUUUCUUGCAAUCUACCUGAUUUCUGUAGGAACUGGAGGGCACAAGCCCUCUCUCGAAAGCUUUGGAGCAGACCAAUUUGAUGAUGAUCAUCCCGAGGAAAGAAGGAAAAAGCUCUCUUUCUUUAACUGGUGGAACUGUGGCCUUUGCGCUGGACUGUUUGUUGCUGUAACUCUGAUCGUUUACAUUCAAGACAAUGUGAGCUGGGGUGUUGCAGAUAUCAUCCUUACUUGUGUGAUGGCUUCUACUAUAAUAAUCUUCUGCGCUGGAAGACCAUUUUACCGCUUCAGGUUGCCAACAGGGAGCCCCUUGACACCAAUGCUACGAGUUCUUGUAGCAGCAUUCGCUAAAAGAAAGCUCCCUCAUGCUUCCAGCACUGCUGAACUCUAUGAACUUCCUAAUUCAGCUAAAACUCGAGGCAGGCUUCUGUUCCACACCGAGAACUUCAAGUUCCUUGACAAGGCUGCGAUCAUCGAGGGCAAUGACAGAACACUUGAAAGUCAAAUAAAUGCUUGGAGACUUGCUACUAUAACCGAGGUUGAGGAGAUGAAACUCAUUCUCAAAAUGAUCCCCAUUUGGCUAACUUCUUUACCCUUUGGUAUCUGCGUUGCACAAACAUCAACAUUCUUUGUCAAACAAUCCUCAACAAUGAACCGCAACAUCACAGACAACUUUCUCAUCCCUCCAGCCUCAGUUUUCGGCCUCUCUGCCAUUGGCAUGAUCAUAUCAGUCGCCCUUUAUGAUAAACUACUCGUACCCUUUCUAAGACGAGCAACUGGGAACGAAAGAGGCCUCAGCAUUCUCCAGAGAAUCGGCAUUGGUAUGCUGAUCACAUUCACAACAAUGGUAUUAGCAGGUUUUGUCGAAAGAAAAAGACUAAAUCUUGUCCACAGUGAUCCCAUAAAAGGCUCAUUGUCAAUGAGUGUGUUCUGGUUAGCUCCACAAUUUCUCAUCAUUGGAAUGGGAGAUGGAUUCAGUCUAGUGGGACUACAAGAGUAUUUCUACGACCAAGUACCCGAUUCAAUGCGAAGCCUAGGCAUUGGACUGUACUUAAGUGUGCUUGGAGUUUCGAGUUUCAUUAGUAGUUUCUUGAUUACAGUUGUGGACAAAGUUACAGAGAAGACAGGGGAAAGCUGGUUUGGCAAGGACUUAAAUAGCAGCCGUCUGGAUUAUUUUUACUGGUUGUUAGCAGGUAUCGUCGCGGUAAAUAUCGUGCCUUAUGUGGCUGUGACAAGGAAAUACUCUUACAAGAAUGUGCAGCAAAGGGGUGAUGUAGCAGCUGUGGCUGAUAGUUUUAAGGGUGAUGGUUUGGAGGCAAUAGCUUAGUAAAAAGUAAUAGCUGUGUUAUAUUUGAUAGGAAGGUAAUGGCAAUGUAUUUAUGUCUAAUAAUGAUUAGAAUAUUUUAUGCUCUGUUGUUAAAGCCGAGACAAUAAAAGUUCAGUAAUGUCGAUAUGUGGAUUGUUUCUUGUUAGAAUAAUGCUCGAGGUUUGUUUC